AUGAAGACUAGACGGGACCCCGAUAAGCGCAAGCCAGACUCUCCCAAGAAGCAACCACCCAAGAAGCCUGGUCCCGUGAAGAAGCCUGCGAAGAGCAGUCCUCGCAAGACUACGACCGUAAAAGAUGCUCCCAAAGCUGGCGCUCCCAAAGUUGUUACCAAGAAAGGUGCCUCUCCAGCACCCCCGAAGCCAGCCAAGUUGACUGCCGCGGAGAAAAAAGCCGCGAAUGAAAAGAAGACUCGGCAAUUCGAGCGGCUGGCCAGGCGGAAGAAGAAGGUUGAACACCUUAGGCAAGGACUUCUCACCAAAGAGCAGCAAAAAGCAGCCCAGGGAAUUGCCGAAGCCGUGAACACCGUCCAUAAGGCUCUUGAGAAUGACCCAGAGCUUUACGGCAAACUGCUGGAACGACUGACUCCCUCGUUCGACACAUUGCGUCGACUGGCCGUCAAGAACCCUCUGACAUACAGAAAGAUAGCCAAAGGGCUUUAUCAAGACAACUAUGUGGCGGAGGGAGACACGGAUGUCGACGAAGACGAUGAAGACGACGACGACGAUGAAGUCGACGACGACGAUGAAGACGACGACGACGAAGAAGAUGAUGAAGAGCCGCCUGCGCCUCCAACAAAAGGACGCAAACGCAAAGUCGUGAACUCUACUGAUGAAGAUGAGGAGCCAGUUGAAGAGCCACGCAAACCCAGAGGGGGCAAGGCCGGCACUGGCAAGAAAGGCGCGGCCAAUGAUGAGGAUGAGGGAAAGUCUAGCAAGCCUCCUGUCGACAAGGGUCCUUCCAGUAACAAGAGGAAGUCACCCCCGAAAGACAAGGGCGAUGACGAUGUCGACCAGCCGAUCGCCAAGAGGACGAGGAGCACACCUCCUCCUGCUGCCGCCAGAAACGAUGGACCUGGAAAGUCGGUCGGCGGACUCACCAAAGAAGAUCUGGCCAAGACUAAGAUCCCUAGAGCCCCCAGGGCUGCUGGAGCUUCGAGCAGCAGACGUGGUGCAGGUAGGGCUGCUGCUAACACCAGGUCCGCUGGCAUGGCGUCCUCGCGGGCAACAGGUGCAAAUGCCGCGCCAGUGGGUAGCAGGACCAGAAGCAAGGCCCGUGGGAAGAAGUAG
Messenger RNA from Fulvia fulva, 1116 nucleotides. RefSeq lists its product as uncharacterized. NCBI's taxonomy places the organism in Eukaryota, Fungi, Ascomycota, Dothideomycetes, Mycosphaerellales, Mycosphaerellaceae. The record is from RefSeq and is a predicted model, not a curated record. Bases 1 to 1116 code for a protein of 371 amino acids. The transcript has a single exon.